GCCGAGCACCGCCAAUCAUAACACACACUAUCCACAUUUAUCUCUUUUUAAAAUGUUUUCAACAUUGCAUGCUACGACAAGACAUUUAUGAGACAACGCCCGGAUUUUUUUUGGUUUUUUCCCCCAUCAUUUUUUUUUCAUUUAUUCUAUUUUUUAUUUUAUUUUAAAACCCUUUAUUUAUAAUAUGCAACAUUUAAAUACAACCAACAAAUAAUAAUAAUCACAACAAGUACAGAAAUAGUACAAGACAACACCCGGACAUAUAUCUAACGAUACCGUAGAAAAUGCUUAUAGUUUCGUCAAUCUUUCUUCAUAUUCAUUUUCUAAUGUCACUUUUAUUCACAUCCUCCCGUCCUUUUGAGUUCUAAUGAAAAGUAACAGCAAUAUAUGUCGGUGCUUUAAUGGACAUGUUGCUAAGCAACGGCACACUGUUAGCUAGAUCUAGCCCUCAUAUGUUUCCUCCCCGGCAGGGAACGCCGUUUUAUACUUUUUUGUAAAUAUUCAAGAAUGUGGAGAAAUGUCCGACGGAAUGAAGCUGGCGGACAUGUUGACACAAAUGCCGACGGCUGGAAAACGAUAUCCUGUUGGGGACAGAGCAGAGGCUUGCUUACGAGAAGUGGAAAGGCCUCUAACCCCACCUAUGGUGAAGAAGUACCACGACAGUAACCGACCCAUGCCUGGCGUGAUCCGAGUGCACCACGGGAAGGCCAAUGAUCCCAAAAUUGCAGACACAAUCGUCCACGGCAAGAGUAUCAAGUCUUCCUUGACGGCGGCAGAUUCCCUCAACCCCCCUGUGUGCAGCAGGUUCCAGCAUAAUCUUCAAGGCUUCAGUGAGGCCAUCUACGCAUCCCAAAGGAAGACGCCGCUGGCACGUGUGCCCGACCAACGCCUUGGACUUCCCAGCUGGUACAACAACGAAACCACUUUUGGACAUAGAAAUGUGAGAGAGGUGGACGUCCGGGAUGUUAUUCAUCCUCCUAAAACGGCAGAGGAGUUGAACAAUGAGAUUCAGGGGUCACACGAGGCUUACGUCCGGAGUCACAACAGCUAUUUUGUCGGCGAGCGAAUAAACCGGAAAUACGACACGGAUCACUACAAUAAAGAAAGAUGCUUUGGCAAGCCGACACCUCAUUGCAACGAGGGACGCAGGGUUGGCCGAAGUUUACGAUGGCUGGACGAGCCCACCGGGUUCUACAAUCCAGAGCCUGACUCAACUGGCUGCUUUGGAAAGUCACAAAGGAAAGGGGGCGGCUUGAAGGUGUCACCACACCACAGUUUCGGAAUGGUCAAACCUGAGGACGAAUUUGGCCUCGGAGAAUUGAUCCACUGCAUGGACCCGGACGAGAGCGUUCGACCAGUAGAGCGUCACCGUAGUUUAUCUGGCGCGUUGCGACACCGCCUCAAGAUUAUUAACUUCCAGAACUUUUCUUCUAUCGUGGAGGCCUUCAGGUACUAUGACAAGAAAGGCAACGGGCAGGUCGACAAGGAGGACCUUAAAGAAGUGUGCCGUCACUUCAAGCUGGGGGUGAGAGAUUCGGUCCUGUGCGAACUGCUCCAAUACUGCGACACGUACAAAAACGGGUUUAUUGACUUCCUGGAGUUUGCCAACUACCUCACCUGGAAGGACAAGAUGCCUCUUAACAAAAAGGACCAGACACUGGUUGUGAAUGCCCUGUAUCCGACCAGCUUAGAUGGCGAUCCUGCAUCAGUAUUGACUCGGCCCCCUUCUUCCCAUGCUUUGUUAAAACCUGAAGACCUGGAACUCUUCAAGCGGGGCAGCUCAAACAAGAAUGUGAGGACGAUCAGACGACCCGAUGCGACGCCGAAUCACUACGUUACCUCCGCCUCGUUCAUCGGGGCAGGCAGAGGGGGGCUGCAGUCAUCAAAGACUCGCACGUAUGGGCUCCCGUCGGUCCGCACUGACGUUUCGAUCACACGCAACAGGAGAAUCAGCAACCUUAUUAAUUACGGCGAUAUGACCACAGCGGCAGAUCUGCUGGUGCCAUCAGUGUACUGCAGCAAUGGCGUCUACCAUGACCACUUCUUCAGUCCAUGCUCCAAGAAAGAGAUUGCGGAGGUCUACAGGAAUUUGGGCGAGGAUAUUUCUGAGGAGACGUUUGAAGAGGCCUGGAAGCUGGCGUCCACCAGGCAUCCCUAUGGGAGCGUCAGUGUGGACUCUUUCCGUGCGGCCCUCAAGGAGAUACAAGCUUUGUAACCAGAAUAUUUGUGUUUUUUACUGCUCUGUCAGAAAACCUUUAAAGGGGAACAUUAUCACCAGACCUAUGUAAGCGUCAAUAUAUACCUUGAUGUUGCAGAAAAAAGACCAUAUAUUUUUUUAACCGAUUUCCGAACUCUAAAUGGGUGAAUUUUGGCGAAUUAAACGCCUUUCUAUUAUUCGCUCUCGGAGCGAUGACGUCACAACGUGACGUUACAUCGGGAAGCAAUCCGCCAUUUUCUCAAACACCGAGUCAAAUCAGCUCUGUUAUUUUCCGUUUUUUCGACUGUUUUCCGUACCUUGGAGACAUCAUGCCUCGUCGGUGUGUUGUCGGAGGGUGUAACAACACGAACAGGGACGGAUUCAAGUUGCACCAGUGGCCCAAAGAUGCGAAAGUGGCAAGAAAUUGGACGUUUGUUCCGCACACUUUACUGACGAAAGCUAUGCUACGACAGAGAUGGCAAGAAUGUGUGGAUAUCCUGUGACACUCAAAGCAGAUGCAUUUCCAACGAUAAAGUCAAAGAAAUCUGCCGCCAGACCCCCAUUGAAUCUGCCGGAGUGUGUGAGCAAUUCAGGGACAAAGGACCUCGGUAGCACGGCAAGCAAUGGCGGCAGUUUGUUCCCGCAGAUGAGCGAGCUAAACCCCCUGGAUGUCUUGGCUCACACCGUCCCUUAUGCCACCGAAGAUGAUCAAGAGAAGAAUAUCGACCCUAGCUUC
Nerophis lumbriciformis (worm pipefish) is the source of this 2933-nucleotide messenger RNA. RefSeq names its product EF-hand domain family, member B (gene efhb). NCBI's taxonomy places the organism in Eukaryota, Metazoa, Chordata, Actinopteri, Syngnathiformes, Syngnathidae. Gene Ontology annotation, molecular function: calcium ion binding. The record is from RefSeq and is a predicted model, not a curated record.